UAGAAAAAGUGGAUUAAAAAACUAACAACUAAUAAAAAAAUUAGUUAUAAUAGAUUUUUUAUCUUAGUUUGUAAACCAUUAGCCAAACACUUUUUCUGAUUUUUUUUGGCUAUAUAACUAGCUAAAAAGUCAAAAGUCAACAAUUAAAAUGCUAAUGAAAAAAUUAUUUACCAUACAAAGCUUUAAUCUUAUUAUGAUAGAUUCUUAUGAUCUACUCAUUGUAUGGUAUUGACUUGACUUAAUGAGAAUCUUAUAGAGAUGACAAUGGAUUAUGUGGAUUCAGUUUGUUUUGAUGGGUUUGGGUCUUUUUUUUUUAAUCCGUCGGAUUUAAAUUCAUAUUAAUUUGAUGGAUUUGAGUUUGAAUCUAGUAAAAUAUUCGAAUCUAGACCCGUGGAUUAUAAGGACCCAUUUUAUUAAAAAUAAAAUGAUUAGUCCUAAUUCAGUAAUUCCUAUUUACAGGAUCUUUAAUGCCUACUUACAUUAUACUUAAUGCGUAAAUUGUGUAUGUUAAAAUUACUAAAGGAACCCGGAAGUCCAGUCUUCCCAAUUCCUAGCCUGUCUGCUGUCUUUUCCCUCAAUUCUCAAACACUCACUCACUCUCUCCCAAUCUCGUUGGUUUGCUGAUUCGUUGGUCCGCUGCUCUUCUGUGUUUCAGCCAGCCUUCAGAGGAGUCCCGACCACCACAGGCCGGUCUACUGUUUUCGCUGCUCCUCUCCGACUCAAUCUCACUGUUGCCCUUACCCCAGCCGAUGAAAGAAAACAUCCAAAAUAGUGAGGACCUCCUUGGAGAAAUGGAAGAGCAAGAAGAUGACGACAGUGAGCUAUUUGAAAUGGAAGCCAAUGAACGUGAGAGUGAAGCUCACCAAAGAUUUGGAAUUGAUGGAGAUGAUCAUGGGAAUGACAGUGAACAAUACUUUGAGAUUGAUACUGAUAUAAAUGAGAGUGAACAAAUGAUUGAGUUAGAGGGUGAAGAUCACUGCAGUGAUGGUCAACAAUUCCUCGAGGUUGGUCAUAACCUAGAAAGUGGCACCUUUGAGGUGCUUGACCUUGAUUCCAAUGGCCAGGAGACUAAUCAAGGAACCCAUACUAUGAGCAUUGAUCACGAAAAUGGCUUAUCUAAAGAGAAUUGUUGCCAUCCACCUAUUCUGGGCAUGGAGUUCGAAUCCUAUGAUGAUGCUUAUAACUAUUAUAACUGUUAUGCUAAGGAAUUGGGUUUUGCUAUUAGGGUUAAAUCGUCUUGGACAAAACGCAACAGUAAAGAAAAGCGUGGUGCAGUGCUCUGCUGCAAUUGUGAGGGUUUUAAAACUCUCAAAGAAGCAACCUGCCGGAGGAAGGAAACAAGGACUGGUUGUCUAGCAAUGAUAAGGCUGAGGUUGGUGGAAACAAAUAGAUGGAGGAUUGAUGAAGUUAAACUUGAACACAAUCAUCUCUUUGAUCCCGAGAGGGUUCAGAACUCCAAGUCGCACAAGAAAGCCGAAGUAGGUAUAAAAAGAAACUUAGAGCCAACAGUUGAUAUAGAAGUACGCACCAUCAAGUUAUACCGUACUUCUGCAAUUGAUGCCGCCAGCUCUUGGAGAAUUACAUCCAGGGGGGCCGAGAACGGUAACCACCUUCAGUCGUGUAGGUUAAAGCUGAAACCUGGAGAUUCACAAGUUAUACUAAACUAUUUUUGUCAGAAACAACUAACAAAUCCAAAUUUCUUUUACAUAAUGGAUUUGAACGAUGAAGGUCAACUGAAGAAUGUAUUUUGGAUAGAGUCUAGGGCAAGGGCUGCGUACAAUUACUUUGGAGAUGUUGUGGCUGUUGACACAACCUGUUUGUCGAACAAAUAUGGCAUACCUCUUGUGGCUUUCAUUGGUAUUAAUCACCAUGGACAGUCUAUUUUGCUGGGUUGUGCUUUCAUUGCUGAAGAAGCUGUGGAAAACUAUGUGUGGUUGUUUAGAGCAUGGCUUACAUGUAUGUUGGGGCGCCCUCCUCAAACUAUUGUCACAGACCGGUCACAGGCUAUUCAAAGUGCGAUUUCUGACGUAUAUCCUCGUGCCCAUCAUCGGUUUUGGUUGCCACUUGUGAUGCAAAGUAUCCAUUUGAACUUGGGCCAACUGCGGGAAUCUGAAGCAUUUCUGUCACUCUUGAACCAAAUUGUCUAUCGUUCUUUGAAGGUCGAUGAAUUUGAGACUUCAUGGGUUAGCAUGAUAGAGCAGUUUGACCUAAAAGAUCAUGAGUGGCUUCAAGAUUGGUAUGAAGAUCGUGAAAAAUGGGCUCCGGUUUUCCAGAAGGACACAUUUCUUGCGGGACUUUUCACUGCUCAAGCAGGUGAACCCUUUAUUCCUUUUUUUGCAGGUCAUGUCCAUGAAAGAACAUCGGGAAAAGAAUUCUUUGACUUGUAUGACGUUAUCAUUCAAAAAAAACGACAAAAGGAAUCACUCGAUGAUCUCGAGUCCAGUGGAUCCAACCUCUUGUUAAGAACGCGAUGCUACUAUGAGCUACAACUUUCCAAAUUUUAUACGAAAGAAAUCUUCGAGAAGUUCCAAGUUGAAGUCGAGAUGAUGUCUGCUUGUGUGAGCAUUAACCAAGUUCAUACGUCUGGGCCUGUCGCUACAUACGUGUUGAAAGAACGCGACAGUGGAGGCAUGAAGGAGUUCGGAAGCUUCGAAGUGAUGUAUGAUAAAACAGUUAAUGAGGUACGUUGUGCAUGUGGUGGCUUUUCUCUCAAUGGUUAUCUUUGUCGGCACGCAUUAAGUGUCCUAAACCACAACGGUGUUGAGGAGAUUCCUUUCCCAUAUAUACUCCAACGAUGGAGGAAGGAUUGCAAACGUUUAUAUGUACCUGAUCUUGGUUCUAAUGCCAUUGAUAUUAGCAAUCCUACACAAUGGUACGGACAUUUGCACAAACGAGCAAUGCAGGUAGUUGAAGCAGGUAUGUUCUCGCAAGAUCAUUAUAUGGUGGCUUGGCAAACGUUUCUAGAGUCCUUGAAUAAAGUUCGACUCACAGAAGAGAAGCACGAAUGAUGUAUGUUAGAUGUGCUUUCAAAAUGUAAAUUUGUAUUUGUUAAUAUUGUGUUUCUUUUGAAAAUAGACGAAAUAAAGUGAUGUAUAUUCCCCUUGCGUUCUCUAGCCUGUUUUCGCUCCUCCAUUGUUGAUGAUUCUACACCCGAAAUUAACCGACAUGUAGAAUAUCCUCCUGUAUUUUCAUAGUUGAAGGAAUACUCGUUAGUCGUUACUCGUUAGCUUUCGUUAGGUGAUGAAAACUGAUGUUUUGUUCAUGAAUCUGCUGGCUUCUCCA
Amaranthus tricolor (Joseph's coat) is the source of this 3282-nucleotide messenger RNA. Its product is annotated as protein FAR1-RELATED SEQUENCE 8. Gene Ontology annotation, biological process: regulation of DNA-templated transcription. NCBI's taxonomy places the organism in Eukaryota, Viridiplantae, Streptophyta, Magnoliopsida, Caryophyllales, Amaranthaceae. The transcript has 2 exons. Gene Ontology annotation, molecular function: zinc ion binding. The coding region runs from base 750 to 3008 and encodes 752 amino acids. The record is from RefSeq and is a predicted model, not a curated record.